AACGUGGACGGGCUGCACACAGCGGCAGGCAGCAGCGCGCUGGUGGAGCUGCACGGCUGCCUCUGGCGCACCCGCUGCCUCACCUGUGGUGACAUCGCAGAGAACCGCACUCAACCGAUUUGCGCUGCUCUUGAGGGCAAGGGAGCGCCCAGCAAGGGUGCCAAGGCAGCGAGCAUUGCUCUCAAGGACCUGCCGCUCUGCACCAAGCUGCCAGAAGGUGUAGCCUCGGGCCGACCCUGCAAGGGGUUGCUUCGGCCGGACGUGGUGUGGUUCGGGGAGUGUUUGGAUCCGCGCGUGGUGCAAGCAGCUGAGGGCGCCCUCACUGGCUGCGACCUGCUGCUCGUUGUUGGCACCUCGGGAGUUGUGCAUCCAGCAGUGGGGUAUGCUCGGGUGGUGCGGGCGGCAGGGGGGCGGGUGGCGGAGUUCAACGCGGAAGCCACGACGCUCUCCCCUCUCGCCACCUGGAAGUUCCCUGGAGACUCCACCACGCUGUUGCCACUCGUGCUGGGGUGA
Messenger RNA from Closterium sp. Naga37s-1, 513 nucleotides. The record is from the annotation of a GenBank genome assembly. NCBI's taxonomy places the organism in Eukaryota, Viridiplantae, Streptophyta, Zygnematophyceae, Desmidiales, Closteriaceae.